AUGGAUGCCAAUGUCCAGUUCAUGCGCGAUACAGUCGAGCGGCGACGUACUCAAAAUCGCCUAGCUCAGCGCAAGUUCCGCGAGAAGAAGCGGAAGGGGGCAGAAAAUGCCGUUCUGGAGACGUCUCAAAACCCGAACGGAGCCAUCAGAGCACUAUCACAAGCGACAUCAACCGCCAGCAUCAAUGGGGAUUUUCCAAUUAGCUCAUUGCCUUCAUUCCCAAGUGCGCUCCCCACACAAGCAGGAGCUUUAUCUCCAAACGAAAUUCCAAUCGCUAGCACAGAGCCAGAGCCGGUAGUCAACUUCGAUCUCGAUGCAAUUGACCAGUUCUGGUACCAAACCAACAAUGAUUUCUCUUUCCCUUUGUCCGACCCAUCGCCUGUCCAGUCAAGCUUGGCACAAACGAAUUUCACCAAAAAUAAAUCCCCCGGUCCUGCUCUACGCAAGGCACCCUCCGAUACCACAACAAGCGAUAAUUCGAGGUCGCACUCUCGACCCGGGGACAACCAUAACCUGACAUUAUAUCGCAGAACUUCCUAUUCUGAUAUUCUCCCGGAGAGUCCAGCCCCCCAGUUACCGCAAUCAUACAACGACGAUACGGUGUUGGAACUCAUUACAUCGGCCAGAAACGACAAGGGAUGGAUUAGCACGCUUCACAUCGCCGCUCAGAAGGGCCACGAGAGAAUUGUUCGAGUUCUUUUGCUCCGUGGUAGCAUGGACGCAAAUAAGCAAGAUAGCGACGGUCGGACACCCUUGAUACACGCGGUCAUUGAGAAUCACGAUAGUGUAGUUCGCUUACUACUAUCCCACGGUGCUCGAAUAGGCGUUUAUGAUUGCGAUGGUCGCUCUGCACUGCACUGGGCUGUGCUGCAUCAGCGACUGGAUAUACUCCAGCUAUUGCUCGAGCAUCGCACCAAGUACGAACGCAGUUUGGAUCUUGAUGUGUACGACAAUACCGGCUGGACCCCAUUACAUAUGGCCGUAGAUAGAGCUUUCGAGGCUGGAGUGUUAAUGCUCCUCCAGGAGGGCGCGGAUAUCAACGCCAAGGCGCACAAAUGUCCGUAUAUAGGCAAGGUCAUGCCAAUGAUGGAUAGACAGCGAUGA
This is a messenger RNA of Penicillium samsonianum, 1104 nucleotides long. RefSeq lists its product as uncharacterized. Lineage: Eukaryota; Fungi; Ascomycota; Eurotiomycetes; Eurotiales; Aspergillaceae. The coding region runs from base 1 to 1104 and encodes 367 amino acids. Gene Ontology annotation, biological process: positive regulation of transcription by RNA polymerase II. Gene Ontology annotation, cellular component: nucleus. The transcript has 2 exons. The record is from RefSeq and is a predicted model, not a curated record. Gene Ontology annotation, molecular function: DNA-binding transcription factor activity; transcription cis-regulatory region binding; protein binding.